Molecule: messenger RNA, 981 nt
Organism: Cynara cardunculus var. scolymus (artichoke)
Lineage: Eukaryota; Viridiplantae; Streptophyta; Magnoliopsida; Asterales; Asteraceae
Exons: 2
Coding region: 1-981 (326 amino acids)
Biological process (GO): DNA integration
Molecular function (GO): nucleic acid binding
Source: RefSeq, a predicted model, not a curated record
AUGCCCUUGUCUAUUUUCAACACCUUAGACAUAGGAGAGGCUAGACCUACCACAGUCACACUCCAAUUGGCCAACAAGUCCAUAGCAUACCCUAAGGGGAAGAUUGAAGAUGUGUUGAUGCAAGUUGACAAGUUCAUAUUUCCAGUAGACUUUAUCAUUCUAGACUUUGAGGUAGAUAAGGAAAUUUCCAUUAUUUUAGGAAGACCAUUUCUAGCUACCGGAAGAACUUUGAUAGAUUUCGAAAAAGGAGAGUUGACUAUGAGACUCCAAGACCAUAAAGUCACCUUUAAUGUCUUCGACUCUCUAAAGUACCCUGAUUACUUGGAAAAGUGUUCAAGAAUAUCUGAGAUAGAGGAAAUGUGCUUUGAAGAAGGAACUCAGAAGAACUUUAAGUUGGAAGAGGAGUGUGAUGAGGAAAUAGAAGAGUGUGUUGAGGAAAUAGAGGAAAUAGGAAAUGAUAUUGUCCUAGUGAAUGCUGUAGCAUUUGAGCUGCUAGAAAACUAUCAGAUUUUGAGAAGAUGCGUGCCUGAAUCUGAAGUGGCAGCAAUCCUGCAGCAUUGCCAUCAUGCACCAUACGGAGGCCAUUUUGGAGGCCAAAGGAUUGCAACCAAGGUUCUACAGUCCGGUUUUUAUUGGCCAACCAUUUUUAAAGACUCCCACAAUUUUGAACAGAGGUGUAACGAAUGUCAAAGAAGUGGCUCCAUUUCUAAAAGAAAUGAAAUGCCAUUAAAUGGGAUACUUGAAGUUGAAUUAUUUGAUGUAUGGGGAAUAGACUUUAUGGGUCCUUUCCCUCCAUCAAAUAAUUGCCAGUACAUUCUUGUGGCUGUAGACUACGUAUCCAAAUGGGUGGAAGCCAUGGCAUGUGUGUCAAAUGAUGCCAAAAUUGUGGUUAAGUUCCUCCAAAAACAAAUUUUCACACGGUUCGGUACCCCUAGAGCACUAAUUAGUGACGAGGGUACCCACUCUAUGAACAAUUUGUAA